UAACGAGUAACUAACAUAAAACAUAGAUAUUUCUCAAAAACAAAAACAUAGAUACAAGUGACUGUUAUACACAACAAAAAAAAAAGGAAAAGAAAACAUCAGAAGAUCAAUUCUUCCCAUGGCUCCCCUUAAACGCACUUGCUCGGAUAUAUCACACCAAAUAUCCAUAGACAACACUCUAACCAAAGAACCAACGCCAACUGCAACCACUACAACUUUGUUGUCCUUAUCGGCGAUAUCCGAAGUGGAAGAUGCAAAGUGUGAGUGUUGCGGCAUGUCUGAAGAGUGCACGCCGGAGUAUAUAAACGGUGUGCGUUCAAAAUUCUCAGGGAAGCUGAUUUGCGGGUUGUGCGCAGAAGCGGUGGAGCAAGAGAUGGAGAAGAUGAACAACAGUGAAUUAGUGGUGGAGAAACGGCGAGAGGAGGCAGUACAUGCACACAUGAGCGCAUGUGCCCGGUUUAACAGGCUAGGCCGGAGUUACCCGGCGUUGUACCAAGCAGAAGCGGUUAAGGAAAUUCUGAAGAAGAGAUCUAACAAGAUGGUCAGAGCUACCAAGUCUGAAAAAGGUGGUCUCACUAGGAGCUCUAGCUGCAUGCCUGCUUUGGCUAAGGAGCUAAAAGAUCGUACAUUUGUUAAUAACUAGUAUAUAAAUGUGUACUAAUUACGUUUUCUUUUAUGUUUGUUUCUUUGCAAAACCGUUUACUUAUAUAUUAAUAUGUUCACUAGGUAGUAACCCGCGCCUUGCGCGGGAUUAGAUUAUUAAUUUUGUUAUUUUUUUAGAUAAGUAGACAUUAGAUUUGCCAGUCUGGAUAUCGGUUCGGUUGAGUUAGGUUGAGUUUUUUCGAUUUAAGAAAACAUUAGGUCUGUUCAAUCUGGAUCUUGGUUCAGUUUCAGGUUAAAUUUUUUGGUUUUUAAUCUCCUAAAAUACAACUAUCAUUCUUUUUUUUUUUGAUCAA
Messenger RNA from Brassica napus (rape), 956 nucleotides. RefSeq lists its product as uncharacterized. The transcript has a single exon. The coding region runs from base 119 to 643 and encodes 174 amino acids. Lineage: Eukaryota; Viridiplantae; Streptophyta; Magnoliopsida; Brassicales; Brassicaceae. The record is from RefSeq and is a predicted model, not a curated record.